AUGCCACCUACUCGCAGCAUCAAGAAUCAUCCCACCCCGCAACAGUUAGCGUGGUUCAAGGGUCUAGAUGCGCGCUCAAAGACGGAGAUAUUCCCCUUACCGAUUACCGACAAGGCGCACCCCUGUGUUAAGGCUGGUAUACCCCAAUGCUUCAAAUGCGGCAAACUUGGACAUAUGAUGCGUUGCACCAGCCGCAUUAAAUCGGGUGGUGCCCAUUUUAAUGAUUGGCGUCGCACCCGAAACGGCCUGUCAUAUAGCUUAGACAAACUAUAUAUGAAGCCAGAAGAUCUUGCGAAGGCGAGCCUCGCAGAAGCCUUCGAUGGUGACGAUAACGUUUGGACGCGUGAGGUUAUGGACCACCUAGACGCGGUGGAAAAACACGCCUCGCAGAGCGUCCCGGACCCUUGUAAAUCACCUGAGAGUCAUCAUAACAAGACUUUUGGAGGCAAAAUCGGAGACCAUGUUGUGGAAAAACACGAUGCAUCAAAGAUCCACCCCUUAGUGUCCCAGCCCGAUACUAGUGUGAUUUUUUUGGGAAGCAUUACCUUCCCAGACGCAGUUGCGUCCAAUGGAAGCGGCGGAAAGUCCUUCUUUCAUGCUCGAUUGGCUCGAUUGGCAGAGGAAUAA
Melampsora larici-populina 98AG31 is the source of this 627-nucleotide messenger RNA. RefSeq lists its product as uncharacterized. The transcript has 5 exons. The record is from RefSeq and is a predicted model, not a curated record. Lineage: Eukaryota; Fungi; Basidiomycota; Pucciniomycetes; Pucciniales; Melampsoraceae. Bases 1 to 627 code for a protein of 208 amino acids.